Messenger RNA from Astyanax mexicanus (Mexican tetra), 2194 nucleotides. It is a transcript of the gene gpr84, whose product is annotated as G protein-coupled receptor 84. The record is from RefSeq and is a predicted model, not a curated record. Gene Ontology annotation, molecular function: urotensin II receptor activity. Gene Ontology annotation, biological process: neuropeptide signaling pathway. The transcript has 2 exons. NCBI's taxonomy places the organism in Eukaryota, Metazoa, Chordata, Actinopteri, Characiformes, Acestrorhamphidae. Bases 169 to 1413 code for a protein of 414 amino acids. Gene Ontology annotation, cellular component: membrane.
CAGACAUUGAAAUGGGGAUGUGGUUGGCUUAACAGAGGACAGUGAAGAGUGAAAGAGAGAGGGGGUACUAAAGGAAACGGGGAACAUAUACAAAAUAAGAGAAAAAGAAAAGUUAAAAAACAGUGACUUCUGAUCGCCUGAAAAGACAGGAACUCAUCAGCUGCAGGGAUGUUGCUGAAUGACACAGAGCUCUUUGACAAUGACACCUUUUCCUGUGCCUCUCCCUCUGUGGAAGGCUACCGUUAUUUCGGCGUUCUGUGGGGAUCCAUUGUAACUAUAGUUGGAACUCUGGGUAAUGUUCUGACUGUGCUAGCCUUUGCCACAGACACCCGUCUGCGAACACGAUUCAACGUCCUCAUUGUAAACUUGGCUUUAGCUGACCUUCUCUACUGCACCAUUCUGCAGCCAGUCAGCAUUGACUCUUAUCUGCACCUGCACUGGAGGGGCGGGGCCUCCUGGUGUCGAAUGUUUGGGCUUCUCCUCUUCCUGUCCAAUAGUGUGUCCAUUAUUACAUUAUGCCUCAUCGCAGCCAGCAGAUACUUGGUAGUUGCUCACAGGACAUCCCGCGUGUCUCGCUUGCUGCUGUCACGCACUGGUGUAGCUGUGCUCUUGGUCAGCUCCUGGGCGCUGGGACUGGCCAGUUUCGGCCCCCUUUGGCCUGUCUAUGUAUUCACACCACAAGUGUGCACCUGCAGCUUCCAUCGCACCAAGGGCCGCCCCUACACCACUGUUCUCCUCUUCCUCUACUUCUUUCUCGGACUAGGCUUUGUUGGCCUUUUCUAUUUUCUGAUCUAUCGUAAGGUGCGCUUGGCUGCCAAGGCGCUGAUCAAAUACAGGCCCAGCCGGCGUUCCUCAAGGCGCAAACGUCUGGAGGCUGAAGGGACCGACGACAGUGGGAUCGGUGUCCUGACCACAACAACUCAAAGCUGUGAAAUCAGUGACCAAGCAGUACAGGAAAUACAUCAAUACAAGAGUGAUGAGACGGAAAAGCCCGAAAUGAUCUCCACCAUCACCCCUGUCUCUCAGCAGACCACAGGUGAAAGGUCUGAGGAAUCUUCAUAUGGAGUAAAUAAGGAAUCAUCUAAAGUCCCUGCUCAAGCUCCAGCCCCAACACACGCUGCUACAUCACCAUCCACGCCACAGGACAACGAAUUCAAACGUGUAACCCGGAUGUGCUUCACUGUCUUCUUAUGCUUUGUCGGCUGCUUCGUACCCUUCAUUCUCCUGAACAUCGCAGACAAGAACAACAGAGCUCCACAGGUGGCCCACAUGUUCUGUGCUAAUCUUACAUGGCUUAACAGCUGUAUCAACCCACUGCUGUAUGCAGCCAUGAACCGGCAGUUCAACCAGGCCUACCGAGACCUGCUGUCCAGAGCUUUCUGGCCACUAGCUUCCCUAUGGAGAAAACAAUGAAGCACACCUAGCUAAUGCUUCCUCAUUUUCCUUCCUGCUUCAUGCCUAAUGCUGGACAUUGUCGAACUGGAAACUGGAAUCUAAUGCUAAGCUAAUGCUAAUGUUAAGACUGCUUCCUCCAAAAGCUUUUUUCUUGCUAUCAGAGAACAUAAGACGUGUCCACCUCACAUUUCUUCUUUACAUUUGAAUGUGAUUAUUAUUAGUUAAAGAUGAUUAUGAAUUGUAUUUAUUUUUCUAUAUCGUUCUAUGCACAAACGCACAAAAGUGUACGUUCUCCAACCACAAACCUCUCCAGCCAUAUACUGUAUUUAUAGAUGCAAAUGAAACUACAUUUGGCUGUCAUUUGCACACACACACAUUCACACACACACACACACACACACACACACACACAGAUAAAAUGUAAUGUUCAAUAUUAUUUGUAAAAUAUUUUGUAAACUUUGUCUUAUAUUUUUAUGAAGGAACAAUGAAAACCAUACUGUAUGUUUUUACACAAUACAAUAAUACAAUUUGUAGUUAAAAAUAUAUUCAAUUGAAUUAAAUUUGAAAACUGAAUAGUCAAACAUUGCUAUGUUUAGACUGCCCAAAGCUAAUUAUUGCCAUAUCUAGAUUGUAUCCAGAUAGAUUUUGUUAGUCUGAGCAGCUUGAAAGUGAAUUACUGACAGCAACCUUAUUACCACAGCAACCAUGGGAAAUACGUUUGUGAUCUUCAGACAUGCAAAUCCAAUCUGAUCACUUACAAAAACAGUCUGGAAAGACAUAUCAUUACAUCUGAUCUGAU